Funneliformis caledonium is the source of this 122-nucleotide messenger RNA. NCBI's taxonomy places the organism in Eukaryota, Fungi, Glomeromycota, Glomeromycetes, Glomerales, Glomeraceae. The record is from the annotation of a GenBank genome assembly.
ACAGUUAGCUUUCUGCAGAAAGCAGUCAAUCACUUCUUGUAGGCAGUCAAUCACUUCUUGUAGGCAGUCAGCCACUUCUCGUGGGCAGUCAGUUACUUCUCGUGAGCAGUCAGCUAUUAUUU